Molecule: messenger RNA, 736 nt
Organism: Xylona heveae TC161
Lineage: Eukaryota; Fungi; Ascomycota; Xylonomycetes; Xylonales; Xylonaceae
Product: DNA-directed RNA polymerases i, ii, and iii 145 kDa polypeptide
Exons: 2
Coding region: 205-633 (142 amino acids)
Biological process (GO): DNA-templated transcription
Cellular component (GO): RNA polymerase I complex; RNA polymerase III complex; RNA polymerase II, core complex
Molecular function (GO): DNA-directed RNA polymerase activity
Source: RefSeq, a predicted model, not a curated record
GGAACGAUUAAGUUCUGGAAAACGAUCGCUACUACUGAAGAAUCGCGUAUUUCUCGAAAAUAUCUUGCAAGGCUGAUCGCAAAACAGCUGAGCGGAGGUCAGGAUAUAGAGAAAGCGGGCAGGAUUUUUUUUUUUUUCGUUUCGAGCCUUUAUCAUCAAAGACGAAAGGGUGAAAUAUUUUCAAUCAGGGGAAACUUUUUCGAAAUGGCGGAUGCGCAACUCUAUGACGAUACAUUCACAAUCACCUCCAUCAACGCCCAGAAAUAUGAUCGCGUUUCACGAAUUUCUGGUACAUCCACAAGCGGAGAUACUCUGUUUACCCUAGACGUCAAUACGGAGAUUUAUCCGUGCUCUGUGGGCGAUCAGAUGCAAAUGGUACUCGCGUCAACCCUCUCCCUGGAUGGGACAGAAGAUGACGCAAAGGGCUGGAGGGAGGCAGCAAGAGGGGAAGCUAGUCUCGCUGAUAUGUUUGAUUACGUCUGCCAUGGAAAAAUCUACAGAUUCGAGGAAGCGGAAGGAGAAAACAUUAAGGUUUUUGUAUCAUUCGGAGGUCUAUUGCUUUAUAUGGAGGGGCCUUACAAGAAGCUUACACCACUCCGCAUCGACUAUAUCUAUCUGCUUCUGAAGAAAUGAGCGCGAGCUAAAAUUUGAUGGAGAUAUCAGCGGGGCGGAGCAACAAAAUUCCAAACGGUCUACUCGCCCCGCACCGACAAGAGGAGUCGGAAAGAUGCCCCAA